Pterocles gutturalis (yellow-throated sandgrouse) is the source of this 934-nucleotide messenger RNA. Its product is annotated as melanopsin-like. NCBI's taxonomy places the organism in Eukaryota, Metazoa, Chordata, Aves, Pterocliformes, Pteroclidae. Gene Ontology annotation, cellular component: membrane. The annotation marks the transcript as partial. The transcript has 6 exons. The record is from RefSeq and is a predicted model, not a curated record. Gene Ontology annotation, molecular function: G protein-coupled receptor activity. Gene Ontology annotation, biological process: G protein-coupled receptor signaling pathway; visual perception.
GGUUUGAACAUGGGCACCCAGCCACACACUGUGACCAAGGCAGAGAUUCCUGCCCACGUUCUUUACACCGUAGGAACAUGUGUGCUCGUUAUUGGCUCCAUUGGCGUCAUCGGAAACCUCCUCGUUCUCUACGCGUUUUACAGCAACAAGAAGCUGAGGACACCCCAAAACUACUUUAUAAUGAAUUUGGCUGUGAGCGACUUGCUGAUGUCAGCUUCUCAGGCACCCAUGUGCUUCAUCAACAGCCUGCACAGAGAGUGGAUCCUUGGAGAUAUAGGCUGCGACUUGUACGCCUUCUGCGGGGCACUCUUUGGAAUCACCUCCAUGAUGACUUUAUUGGCUAUUUCUGUUGACCGCUACCUUGUGAUCACAAAGCCCCUGAGAUCCAUCCAGUGGACUUCAAAGAAACGCACCAUACAGAUCAUUGCUGUCGUGUGGCUGUACUCGCUGGGAUGGAGCGUGGCUCCACUCCUCGGGUGGAGUUCCUAUGUGCCUGAGGGCUUGAUGAUAUCCUGUACAUGGGACUAUGUAACCUACUCCCCGGCAAACAGAAGUUACACCAUGAUUUUAUGCUGCUGUGUGUUUUUUAUUCCCCUGAUAAUAAUAUUCCAUUGCUAUUUAUCUAUGUUCCUGGCCAUAAGACGUACUGGCAGAGAAGUUCAAAUGCUCGGGUCCUGCAGUAGGAAAUCCUACCUCUCUCAGUCCAUGAAGAAUGAAUGGAAACUGGCAAAAAUUGCUUUUGUGGUCAUCAUUGUGUUUGUCUUGUCCUGGUCUCCAUACGCGUGUGUCACCUUGAUUGCCUGGGCAGGUCGAGGCAACACCCUAACACCAUAUUCCAAAUCUGUGCCAGCAGUUAUCGCCAAAGCUUCUGCCAUCUACAAUCCCAUCAUCUAUGCAAUCAUUCACCCAAGAUACAGGUACAGUAAACAUAUAG